This is a messenger RNA of Penicillium brevicompactum, 2133 nucleotides long. RefSeq lists its product as uncharacterized. Bases 1 to 2133 code for a protein of 710 amino acids. Gene Ontology annotation, molecular function: histone acetyltransferase activity. Gene Ontology annotation, biological process: transcription initiation at RNA polymerase III promoter. The record is from RefSeq and is a predicted model, not a curated record. The transcript is spliced from 6 exons. NCBI's taxonomy places the organism in Eukaryota, Fungi, Ascomycota, Eurotiomycetes, Eurotiales, Aspergillaceae. Gene Ontology annotation, cellular component: transcription factor TFIIIC complex.
AUGCUGAGACCGGUUGCUCUAUCAGUAUUCCCGUCCUGUCGAGAGGCCAUAUCUUGGUCGGCAGACGGCGAGAUCGCUAUUGCGGCUGGUGACCACUUUCAAAUUCUGACACCAACAAGUAUUAAAGAUGCAAAAGCUUCCAGUUCGGAGCCAGAGUGGACCGUGACUCGUGUGCGAGCUAAUCUAUUCACGAAUGCCGAAUGGCCCGCUUUCCUCCCUGGAGAUCGGGAUCAAUUUUCAAUCGCGGCAGAGCAGUCAAUAGCCAGUAUCAUUGCUUUGGCUUGGUCACCAGCAGGGCUAGGCAAAUAUCGGCGUUGUGUGCUGUUGGUGCUGACAUCCAAUCUUGUGCUAUCCAUCUGGGAACCUCUUGGUCUGCAACAAAAGUGGACGCGAGUCGGAAUUGUCAACCACGCAUUUUGGCCACAACCUGAACAUUCCCAGGACCCCACGGACCAUGGAUUCCGGAAGACUGACAUCCGAUCUUUUACCUGGUGUGAUCCCCCGAAGGCUUCGAUAUCAACGUCUGAAGGAUCUUCCACUCUACCUGCACUCGAAACCCGAUGGGGGGCCUCUCUACUGGCUGUUGUCAAUGACUUAAAUGAGAUCAGCUUGAUACAAUUUUGCAGAACAACUCCAGCCGAUGCCUCUUCAAGACAUUAUGAGCUUCAAAUCUUGGCGACCCACAUCCUCGAGAACCCGGAACGUGAAAACAAUCUAGUUUGCCCAGGGUCUCUCUUCGAGAAAGCUAUGAGGGAAAGAGAGCGGACUACCUCUCUAUCUUGUGGUCCGUGGAUGAGCCCGAGUAACGAGCCUCUUGGAAACUCUGACCGCCACGUUGCCAUGAUAGCUGCAGCAUGCGGAACACAACUGCGACUUCUCAAAGUUGAAGCCAUUUUUGAAUCAUCGAACCAAAACAACAUACAGCAGUGCACAUUGUCAGCAAGCAUGGAAGAGCAUCCCAUAGAGCAGUCAAAUGAGGGCUGGGCUCAGAAUAACGUCACUGGGCCCCUUCGAUGGCUUCACACGAAGUCGUCCACAACCAUGACUCUAGCUGUAGGCAUUAUGGCCGGCCUCAUCACCAUCACAAUGUCUCGCACUAUGUAUAGCGCCAGCAGUUUCAAUCUCGGUGACUUGAAAGUGCGGGAAUGGCCGAUCUACGAGCCAGAAGACGAUGACGACCCUGAUCUCAAGGAAAGACAUCUGGAGCCAAUCUAUGGGAUGCUUCCAGCAAGGAACGAACGAGGCGACGCUUGCAAACUUCACUUGGGUACACUUGGCGGGGUUGGACUCGCCACUGAAUUGAACCAAAUUCAAACUGGCGGUGAACUGCAGCAACCGCAGUGGAAACGCAUGCUCGAUGAAUUUCAGGAACAGUAUGACUUAGACCAUGAUAUUGGGGGAAUGUUAACAUCGAGAAUUUGGGGACUGGCCACCUACCGAGGAAUCACAGCAGCCAUUUUCACCAACCACCCAACGGACAUGGUGGAGUAUCGAGUUUCUUCUGAUGAUGUCUCUACGCUUGUCUUUUCCGAGGAAUUUGGGCGCAUUCCAAAUACCCGAGCCGUGUUCACUCCACGAGCGCCUGAUGGUCAAAUCCCUGGCCACGAUCGUGUCGGGGGAGGUGAUAUCGUCGACCCAGACGAAGAAACCCAACGACUAAUCUAUGUUGUUGCUUGUCGUGCCAUUGUGGGCGAAAGCGACAAGACGCUUCGGGCCUACGCUCAACGCUCUCUGGAGCGUUUGGCAAUAGUGACAGGCGCGGACCUGACCGAAGAAAUUGGUAAAUGUCAUGGGCCCCCUUCUUUGAUAGCUGCAAAAUCCGCAGAUCAUCUUUCCGGGCCCGGGGGUCACGUUUACGAGAAGUGCGAAGUUUGCGAUGCAGGGAUUGGGUGGUGCUCGGCCCAGCAGGCGCGGUGUUCCGAAGGCCACAUCUGGCGACGAUGCGGGGUGUCUUUCCUUGCCAUCCAAGAGCCUGGGAUAUCCAAGUAUUGCUCAUUCUGUGGGACGGAAGCGCUCGACGAGGAACGUGUGGCUUCCACGCCCGGUCACGACCUGGGAAAGACAACCAUAGGUCUCUUUCAAACAUUUGAUACCUGUCUGUACUGCGCAGGGAAAUUCCAGGCAACCUAUUAG